Dreissena polymorpha is the source of this 1426-nucleotide messenger RNA. Its product is annotated as neurocalcin-delta B-like. Gene Ontology annotation, molecular function: calcium ion binding. NCBI's taxonomy places the organism in Eukaryota, Metazoa, Mollusca, Bivalvia, Myida, Dreissenidae. The transcript has 2 exons. The record is from RefSeq and is a predicted model, not a curated record. Bases 329 to 913 code for a protein of 194 amino acids.
UAUAAACAUUGCCUCGCUUUGAUGUGUCUGAAUGGGCGGGUGAGGCCUAUUGUGAACAUGCCUAUUAUGUAGAAUCUUAACAGAGGAAACGCCGAUAUUUUAGGAUCAGGAAGUAAAAGAGUUAUUACAUCACAUCCUUGAAACUUGACAGAGGAAUACAGUUAAAUAGCAGUGGGGUUUUACAACUGAAUGGCUAAAGAGGAUUGUGUUUGCGAUAUCAGUCUAUCCGUCAAAAGAGGACUGCAGUGUUAGAUGUUCGGUCGCUGAACGCUUGUGUUAUUGAAAUACACACUUUGUAUAUUGAUUAUUUUUGUUUAAGGUUGUAAAUAUGGGUAAUGCUAGUACGCGACCAAAGGGAAAAUACUUAAACGAAAUCAUUUCAAAAUGUACGAACUUGGAAAUCGACGACGCCAUUCAAAUAUUCAAGGAUUUCCAGCGGCAAUCAGGGGGGAAAGGCAAGCUAAGUGAAGACGAUUUUGUUAAAGUCUACAUUGAAGCUUUUCAUGGAAAGAGCGAAAUUUCCGCUCUUGCCAGAAACAUCUUCCAUGCUUUCGAUACCAACCAUAAUGGCUUUUUGGAGUUCGAGGAAUUUGUUAUCGGGCUGAGCGUCACGGAAGCAUGUCUUGUGGAAGCGGACCAAGAGAUGAGAAUAAAGAAGAUGAAAUGGGCCUUUGACGUUUAUGACAAGGACAGGAGUAACACUAUAGAUCGCCAUGAAAUGCGUCUCAUCGUACGGGCCGUUGCAGACGUGGUUGAAUUGUUUCUCGGUGACGAGACACCAGACGAGUUUGCUGAUCGCCUCUUCGAAGAAGCAGACGUAAACAAGGACGGCAAGAUAACGUUCGAGGAGUUCCAAAAAGCUGCCGAACACAACGACACGCUUGUGAACAUGUUACUUCCCGCACCAGUAUGAGUAGAGACUACCAUUUGAUACUUUGACCGUAUGGAAGAGAACAAGUCCCCAGGACCAUUUAGCAAAAUAAAUGUGACAUAAUCUCACAAAUUAUUAUUUGAACCGGCAAUAAACGACCGUACACUUCCUCAAGUUUUCACCAUUAUAAAUCUAAAGAUCACUUUAUUAACGAAAAAAAAAAUUGAAAUUGAAGUUUUUUGUAUCGCACGCUAACAAUUUUGACCUAAAACAGAUUUUCUAGAUCAAAAGCCUCGUCAGAGCGACGUACAAGUAUUUUAUUCUUAUAUUGUCUUAUUAUCCUUGACAAUCAUGCAAUCUGAAAAUGUUUUGAUUUCAUUUAUGCUGUAUGUAAGGGUGACAUGUGAUGUUCAACGCGUUAGCCGACAAUCCUGUAAAACAGGCCUCCGUGUGUUUUUGCAUUGACCGUUCCAAUUCGAUAACGUCAGAUGUGUUCAUUUUCGGUGUUUUUUUGUGUGUUAUAAGUGUUCCAUUUCAAAUAAAUUUUCAAAUGUG